Caenorhabditis sp. 36 PRJEB53466 is the source of this 1649-nucleotide messenger RNA. The record is from the annotation of a GenBank genome assembly. NCBI's taxonomy places the organism in Eukaryota, Metazoa, Nematoda, Chromadorea, Rhabditida, Rhabditidae.
AUGGUCGGCUUCUCAGUGUCUCGAAAACAAGAGUUCGGCUCUUCGGGAGAUGUUUCGGAGGAGCUCAAUUUCAAGCACAAAACCCGAUUCCUGAUUCUGAUCAUUUGCACUCUGUGCCUUUCGAUCGCCCAAUCCGACACCCUCACUCUCAAUUUCACAAUCAUUUGCAUGUCCGGAGAGGGGGCUUCCAACGGAAGUGCUAUUGAGAACCUGAAAGAUAUGGAAAUGACGUUGGCGGACGGUUCCGGAUCGUUUGCGGACAACGUGGAGCAUUUGGAGCAGAAAAUCGUGGAGGAACGGUACAAUUACACGCCUUCGGAGAAGAGUCUCCUCUUCUCGUUGGUCGCCGUCGGAGCCAUGGUCGCUGUGUAUCCAGUGAUGCUUCUCAUUCAGGUGAGUACUGGGUCUCUCAUAAGAACCCUCUUCUUUUGUAGAAAUUCGGAUCCCGCUCGAUCGUCUUCUGGAUGGGAAUGCUGUCAGCCGUCACGACGGCCCUGAUCCCGUGGAUGGCGUACAUCGGCUUCUACCCCCUUCUCGCGAUGCGCUUCCUCCAGGGCGCCGGCCUUUCCACCGGCUUCACCCUCAUCGGAAUCGUGACGAGACAGUGGUCGAUGCAAGUGCAGAACGCCUUCUACAUCGCCGUCCUCACCACGUUCUUCCAAGUUCGUUACUAACUUUUUGACCUCUAAAUAUGUAGGUGCUCUUCAGAUCGGUCCGAUCUUCACGAUGCCAGUGGCGGGUGCCCUGUGCACUUCGUCGCUCGGAUGGCCCGCAGUCUACUACAUCCACGCGGUCGUCACCUUCGGGCUCUUCGUCCUCUUCUACUUUUUCUACCGCGAAUCCCCCGUGCGUCACGCGUUCGUUUCCGCCAAAGAACUCGAGAAGAUCCAACGCGACAAGGGGGAGCAGAAGCGGCAGCCGGUGCCGAUCAAAGCGAUCCUCACGGAUCCGGUCAUCUACUCGAUCUGGAUCUCGGCCAUCGGCAACUUUAUGGGCAUCCAGUUGACGAUGCAGUUCUCGCCGACCUACCUCAACAGAGUGAUGGGCUUCGCCGUCGAGCAGACCGGGACUUUUAGCGCGAUUCCUCAAAUCGUCACGUUCUUUCUCAAACUCAUCGCCGGAUACGCGGCCGACAAAAUGACGUGCUGCACGCCGCAGACGUCCGUCAAAGUGUACAACAAUCUGGCGUUGGGUGGCAUGAGCCUCUCCUUCCUCGGCCUCGCCCUCAUUCCCACCUCGGAGCCCGUGCUCGGACUCUGCAUGCUCAUUUUCUCGUGCUCCAUCAUCGGUUUCAAUUGUGGCGCGUUCUUCCGAAGCUCGGCCAUUUAUGCGGCGUGAGUGGUGCACUUUGAGUCAAAAUCUCGUUCAAACGACGUACGUUUUUCAGUCAGCACAACCACUUCAUAAUGGGCGUCAACUCGUUCCUGAACUGCCUCGCCGCCCUUCUCGCCCCGGUGAUCGUCAACGUUUUCGUGGCGAACGACACGUGGUCCGAGUGGUGGUACGUCUGGAUCGUCCACUUUGUCACCCUUUUCCUCUUCAACGCCGUCUUCCAAUUGCUCGGAAAGGGCGUGCCGGCGGAGUGGACGAAACCCGGAUACGGAGCCAGAAACGCCGCCGUCGGUGACGUGGAAUCUGUGAAGACGUGA